AUGACACGAUUAAAACCUUCUACACGAAAGCAGUGUAAAAGUAAUAAUUCUAGGGGUCUUUUCCGGGGGUCACUUGUGAUUUGGUUCAUCAGCACGCUUUUCAUAGCCCUUUGGCUAUUUUACGUUGAUGAUUUGAAACCGAUCUCCUCUGAACCCUUGGUACUUUCCAAAGAUGACUUGCAGGAUAUCUUUGUUCGAACCACAGGGCCUCGUGUCGUCAUCUUCGUUAUGAGUGAUAGAAUUGAUGAUACGCUUUGUUAUUCAGUGGGCUCAGCCUACCUAAGCGGGUUUCCCGUAGUGGUAGCCGGCUAUCAGAUGAAAUACAAAGGGUUUCUAUCCAAGUUCGAUUUUAUGGAAAAAGCUAUCCAGAAUGCGCAGCUGAAUCCGGAUGAUGUUGCCAUUUUAAUGGAUUCCGACACGGUUUUUACUGGUGCAGACAUUCAAGCUUUUCUUGAUCGUUUCAUCGCACAGUCCGCCGCGACGCCGGAGGAGUUGGACGCACUGAGUGUGCGGCAGGGCCGUGCGAUGGCACCGAUCAUACCUAGUGCUGAGGCUGGCUGUUGGGCACCGAACAUACUCAAAGGUUGGCCUGAAUGCAUCGCUAGAUUUAACACAAUCUAUGCAAAAGUGCAGAGGUAUACCGCUGCACACCCGGAGCAUAAGCUCGUCUCGUCUUUUGGCUUAUCAUCUCAUCAGUAUAUCAAUGCUGGUGUUGUGAUUGCUCGUGCGUGGGCAUACAACGAGUUAUUACAAAAGGCGGAUUAUUUAAUCAAAACACAACCUACAAAAUAUAAACCUAGAAAGGGAUGGGACUGUGAUCAGUCUGUUUUAACAGCGCUGUACUUGGAUCUCUUAGCGUGGGAGGUCGAACAGGACGUUUUCUCGUUGCCAUUGCAUGAGCGCCAGGCGGCACGGUCCACUUACGGUGUACGUGCAGGUUUCAUGGAUUUAGAUUACGCCAAUAUGUUUUCAGCUCCCCGUUCAAUAAUUUUAAUGCACCUUACUGAAAUGUACGAUAGACACUGGACGAGACAUUUGCCGCUGGAUAAAAUCGGGCACCCACACUCGGAAAAGAUAAUCAAUUUCAAGGUGGUAGCUCGGUUUGUGAGUGAUCUUUAUAAGCGAGCAUAUGCCGCACACGGUGAGGAGAUUUACACGAGGCUUGCCGUACCCAAGUGGGUGGACGGGAAAAGAACUUCUGAGAAGAUCUUCAUCAGCCUCACGCCACCUCUUUUGGCAACCGAGCUUAGGUCUAUAGAUGAAAUCAACAACGAAGUGCGUCGUACGUUUCCUGUGAAUUAUCAUGCGGCAGGUACUGAAACAGGCUACACGAAGGUGGGUAAGUUGGAGCAUGGCGCUGUAGGUGCACAGUGGUUUGUGCCGAUGGUGCACAACCCCAACAUAGAAAGGGAGACCAUGGAAUACCUGGCAUCCAUGCCGUUGUUUCUAUCGACACAUAACUCUAUCAUUCAAGAUUCCUACGAUGCAAAAUGUGGUUUCCCAUUUAGAAGAACUAUUAAAAGGGCGCUAAGUGCCUGA
This is a messenger RNA of Phytomonas sp. Hart1, 1539 nucleotides long. The record is from the annotation of a GenBank genome assembly. NCBI's taxonomy places the organism in Eukaryota, Euglenozoa, Kinetoplastea, Trypanosomatida, Trypanosomatidae.